This is a messenger RNA of Gigantopelta aegis, 1138 nucleotides long. RefSeq names its product paired mesoderm homeobox protein 2A-like. Bases 1 to 936 code for a protein of 311 amino acids. The transcript has 6 exons. Gene Ontology annotation, biological process: regulation of transcription by RNA polymerase II. NCBI's taxonomy places the organism in Eukaryota, Metazoa, Mollusca, Gastropoda, Neomphalida, Peltospiridae. Gene Ontology annotation, molecular function: DNA-binding transcription factor activity, RNA polymerase II-specific; RNA polymerase II transcription regulatory region sequence-specific DNA binding. The record is from RefSeq and is a predicted model, not a curated record.
AUGAUGGAUUACUCGUAUCUAAACCAGCCGUCGUUCGACGCCACGAACUGCGGUCUACCCGGGAUGGAGACGUCACUUCAGAACUGUAAUAUUCCGUGUUCCUACGGCGACUCCGGCCCGUUCGGCCAGAUGGGUCAGACGUACAGGUACAACGGGGUAAGGACAUUCCCGAGUGUGACGAACCCGAAUUUAGCCGGAACCGGCAGCUGCAGCAUGGUUCCCCGACCCAGAGAACACCCUCAGCCUCCCGUCUUCCCGUCUGAUAAUUGUAAACGAUACAGACAGACAGACACAACACAGACAAACAAGCACACUUCGUAUGGUGACUCUCUCCUGUUAUUGUCAGGUCUCCCCUACAAAAUGUACCAGCACGCGCACGAAGCAUCCGUCAACCCAGAGAAGCGGAAACAACGAAGGAUCAGAACUACUUUCACAAGCGCACAACUUAAAGAGUUGGAAAAAGCUUUCGCCGAAACACACUAUCCGGAUAUUUAUACGCGGGAAGAAAUAGCAAUGAAAACGGACCUGACAGAAGCACGUGUUCAGGUGUGGUUUCAAAAUCGCCGAGCGAAAUUCCGAAAGAUGGAACGAAUGAAACAGCAGCAGACGUCACAACAAAACGGAACGACUAAAGAAUCCAACAGCAACAACAGCACGAGCAACAACAACAACAACAACAAUAACAAUAACAACAACAACAUAAACAAAGACAAAUCAAAACCUCUGGAAGAAACAACAGUAAAGAAUGAGGCACCGAAGUGGAACAGCCCACCCCCUCCCGCCAUCAACAAAACCAGCAACCAAAUUCAACACCAGACGACACCGCCAUCUUUGCACGGACCUUAUUCCGGGGUGCUCGGCCCAUCAGAGGCUCAUUAUAACCAGGUCACCUCAAUGGACAAACCCGGUCACGUGGCAUCUGGAUUGCUCUUCUGAAAAAAAGAUAGAAAACCAUGAAAAAAGAAAAAAGAAAACAAACAAAAACUUAAAUAUCAAUGAACAUGAGAGAAUGGCAUGGCCAGUUGUGCUAAAUGGAUUGAAUGAACUGUGAAUUAUUUCAGACUGCUGGAAAUAUGGUUUAAGGACAAUUUCGUCUCAGCUUAGCUAAGAUUUAUUGAUAUGUUACAGCACUGAAUAA